Drosophila pseudoobscura is the source of this 2051-nucleotide messenger RNA. RefSeq lists its product as uncharacterized. Lineage: Eukaryota; Metazoa; Arthropoda; Insecta; Diptera; Drosophilidae. The record is from RefSeq and is a predicted model, not a curated record. Gene Ontology annotation, molecular function: zinc ion binding; nucleic acid binding. The transcript has 2 exons. Bases 39 to 1142 code for a protein of 367 amino acids.
ACCCCGCCGCCAUUGAGAAGCAGCAGCUUUUGAACUGGAUGGACGGGCAAGGAAUUGCGCACUCGAGCAAUGCAACUUUGCGGCAGCUGCAGAAACUCGCGUACGAGAAUGGUUAUGUCCCUGAUCGUCCAACCAGCCCUGUAGUUCCGACCAAAUUGAAUGCUUCAGCCGACAACGACUCUGACAUUCCGGCCGACCCUAAUUUGGAAAACGACGCCGACACGCUGACGCCGGUGGUCGGCAAGGCACGCAUACCAGAAGAAGAAGAGUUAGAUGCCGCCAUUAGAAUAUUACAAAAAAGGGCUUUGCUCACAAAACUAAUGGCGGAGAGCAGCAGCGUCAAAGAAGUGAUCCGUGCAAUGGUCCCAUUCUCGAAUCCGAGGGACCAAGACGCUGGAUUGUGGAUUAUGAAAUUAGAGCGUGCUUGUUCUGCUGUUGAUGAAAGUGACGCCUACAAGCUACGAUGCGCACGCUUAUUAAUGGCACCAAAUUCAGAGGCAGACACAUUUAUGCGGCUUGACACUUCAGAAAAUUAUGAUCAAUUUAAAACCAACUUUCUGAAAACAUUUGACAAGGCAUGUUCGACAACCGAAUUAGUGAUGCAACUUCAGAAAACUUUCUACAUUCCGGCAAAAACAUCCGUUAUGGGGUACAUUUUGCAGAUGCAAGAGUUGGCGUUGCGUGCAAGUGUAUGUGAGAUUGAAGCAGUCCACUUUAUCAUCGACGGUUUCCGUGACACGUCGCCAGCCAUUGCCUUGCUGUAUGGAGCGAAGACCUUCAAUGAGCUUAAGGAAUUAUCUCAUCGAUAUGCAGACUUAAGAGCAAAAAACAAACCAAAGUGGAACUCAUCGACCAUCUCUUCAGCUUCAACUUCAGCUUCAACUUCAGCUUCAGCACAAUCUUCAUUAACAUCGAAUGGUGAGAUGCGAUGCUACAAUUGUUCGUUGUUUGGACACUACGCUUCAGAUUGCAAGGCUCCCAAACGUGCGAAGGGGUCCUGCUUCCGUUGCGGCUCUCUCAGCCACACUAUAAAGACGUGUCCGGAGCAAAAGUACACCAAAUCAGCAAUGGAACCGAAAACUCCCAGAGAUGAAGACAGCGACGAAUACCCAUUUGUUCCGAUAUUUGACCAGCGCCGUUAAUAUUGUGAGAGCUUCAACAUUGCGAUUCCAAAACAUCAAAAAAUACACUCUUUUACCAUCAAACCUACGUAGCGUCAACGGCUCACAUCUUUUCACUUACGGAAAAAUUUACUUACACGUAACCUACCAUGACAUUGAAAAUAUGAUUUUGUUUUACAUUAUGCCAGAUGAAUACAUGUCAGAAGAUUUGCUAUUGGGUAGACCUUUUUUGAAGAAGUAUAAGUUAAAAUUAUCAUUUUAUGAACAUCAUAAGCCCGAGACAAAUAAAAUUGAAAAUUUAAGUUUCAAAUUAAGUGAGAAAAAAACCAUUUCGCCUAGCAUAAUUGUUUCCAACGAUAUAGCCUUAGAUCAACUAACUCCCACGCAUCCGGUUGACACUGCUAAUAGUUAUGAACCCCUUCAAAAAUCAAAAACACCAAUUAAUAAUUCAGAAACAUUAGACCAUAAAUUAGACAAAUUAGGGAAUGAGACAGCAGGUAGCAUUAAAAAAAAACCCCCGAGUAACAGUGAACUUCCGAUAAGUAAUGCGCUUCUAGAUGUAAUUGAGCAAACUUCCGAUAUUCAGAAUAUUUACAAUAUAGAACAAAUUGACAUUGAGGAUUACAAUAUUGAUUACAAACUUAGUGAAAACUCGCGUAGUGAAAUCCGAACAUUAAUUGAAUUAAAUUAUUUAGACCUGCCCAACAUACCAGCCAUUGAACAUAAGUAUGAAAUGAAGAUAAAAAUUAUGUCACAAGCCCCAAUAUAUUCAACACCAAGAAAGCUUUCAUAUCAUGACAAAAGAGUAGUUGACAAACUUAUUGAAGAAUUGCUGACUGAAGGCCACAUCAGACCGAGUGAUUCCCCUUAUACCUCUGCAAUUGUACUGACAAAAAAAAAAUCAGGUGAGAAAAGGCUGUGCGUUGAUUA